AUGGCAGUGGAGAUAGAAUCUGCUGAUGUGGUUCGUCUAAUUGAGCAGUACCUGAAGGAGAAUAAUUUACUGAGGACCCUAUCAUGCCUGCAGGAGGAGAGUGGUAUUUCCCUGAACACUGUCGAAUCUGUGGACAGUUUUAUCUCGGACAUCACUGCUGGCCACUGGGACAGUGUCCUUCAAGCUAUCCAAACACUGAAGCUGCCAGAUAAUACUUUAGUUGACCUUUAUGGCCAGAUUGUUUUGGAACUGAUCGAACUACGAGAGCUUGGUGCUGCCAGAUCACUGCUUAGACAGACGGAUCCCAUGAUUAUGAUGAAACAUAGCCAGCCUGACAGAUACAUCCAUCUGGAAAAUAUGCUGGCCAGGUCAUAUUUUGAUCCCCGUGAGGCCUACCCUGAAGGACAGACAAAGGAAAAAAGAAGAGCAGCUAUAGCACAAGCUCUUGCCGGGGAAGUGAAUGUGGUCCCUCCAUCGAGACUGUUGGCUCUGCUUGGACAGUCACUGAAGUGGCAACAACAUCAGGGACUGCUACCUCCAGGUACCACAAUCGAUGUGUUCAGAGGUAAAGCUGCUGUUAAAGAACAGGAAGAUGAGAAAUAUCCCACACAAAUGAGCAAACAAAUAAAGUUUGGUGUGAAGGCUCACGUGGAAUGUGCCAGAUUCUCUCCUGAUGGCCAGUACUUGGUGACUGGAUCCGUGGAUGGUUUUGUGGAAGUGUGGAACUUCACGACUGGGAAGAUCAGGAAGGAUUUGAGAUACCAGGCUCAGGACAAUUUUAUGAUGAUGGAUGAAGCCAUCUUGUGCAUGUGCUUCAGUCGGGACUCUGAGAUGUUGGCCACUGGUGCCCAGGAUGGAAAGAUUAAGGUGUGGAAAAUCAUUUCUGGGCAAUGUCUGCGCAAGUUUGAGAAAGCCCACACCAAGGGAGUGACCUGUGUGAACUUUGCCAGGGACAACAGUCAGCUGCUCAGUGCUUCCUUUGAUCAGACUAUCAGAAUUCACGGCAUGAAAUCAGGAAAGACACUGAAAGAAUUCCGAGGCCAUACCUCCUUUGUAAACGAUGCUAUUUUUACUCCAGAUGGCCAUCACAUUAUAAGUGCCAGCUCAGAUGGAACAAUCAAAGUGUGGAGUGUGAAGACAACAGAAUGCCAGAACACGUUCAAGUCUCUGGGAAGUGUCUCUGGUGGGGACACCACAGUGCAUAGCGUCUUCAUUCUGCCCCGAAAUGCUGAACAGUUUGUGGUGUGCAACAGGUCCAAUACAGUGGUCAUCAUGAACUUCCAGGGACAGAUUGUGAGGAGUUUCUCCAGCGGUAAAAGAGAAGGUGGAGAUUUUGUGUGUGCAGUUUUGUCGCCGCGUGGAGAAUGGAUCUACUGUGUGGGUGAGGACAAGGUGCUCUACUGUUUCAGUGUUGCCACUGGCAAGCUGGAGAGAACCCUGACGGUUCAUGAGAAGGACGUGAUCGGCAUAGCCCAUCACCCACACCAGAAUCUCAUAGCCACCUACUCAGAAGACGGUCUCCUUAAACUGUGGAAACCUUAA
This is a messenger RNA of Candidula unifasciata, 1542 nucleotides long. The record is from the annotation of a GenBank genome assembly. NCBI's taxonomy places the organism in Eukaryota, Metazoa, Mollusca, Gastropoda, Stylommatophora, Geomitridae.